This is a messenger RNA of Neoarius graeffei (lesser salmon catfish), 5813 nucleotides long. RefSeq names its product valosin containing protein (p97)/p47 complex interacting protein 1 (gene vcpip1). Lineage: Eukaryota; Metazoa; Chordata; Actinopteri; Siluriformes; Ariidae. The record is from RefSeq and is a predicted model, not a curated record. The coding region runs from base 122 to 3454 and encodes 1110 amino acids. The transcript has 3 exons. Gene Ontology annotation, biological process: protein K48-linked deubiquitination; protein K11-linked deubiquitination; protein ubiquitination. Gene Ontology annotation, molecular function: cysteine-type deubiquitinase activity.
GAAAAACAAAACCGCUUCCGUGUUGAUCUCGGCAGAUAAACAACUAAAGGAUUACAUAGACUGGAGAGUGUUACAAUGGUUUUAUAAACCAUUACAAUAGAAAAAAAAAUUACUCAUCAAAAUGUCGUCGGCACAAGGUACAAAGAAAAGGGACAAGCGAAUUUUUUCAGGUAUCUGUCCAGAUUUCAAAUGCCAGGCGAGACUGUUCUUCCCUGCUUAUAGCUCAGUUAGCAUUGAAUGCACGGAGUGCGGCCAACGUCACGAACAGAAGGAUCUUUUAAAUGUGAAAGAAGUAACCGAUCCAGAUGUAGUGCUUCAUAAUUUACUCAGAAAUGCCUUGCUCGAUGUUACAGGAGCUCCAAAGAAAAGCACAGAGCUGGUCAAAGUGAUGGGUCUGUCCAACUACCAUUGCAAGCUACUGUCACCGAUUCUUACCCGUUACGGGAUGGAUAAACAGACGGGGAAAGCGAAGCUACUACGGGAAAUAAAUCAAGGUGAGCUCUUUGACUGCUCGCUGCUAGGUAGCAGAGCUUUUCUUAUAGAACAGGAGCACGUAUCUACAGUUGGCUAUGGUAAAGACAGAUCUGGCAGCCUCAUAUACCUCCAUGAUACAUUGGAGGAGAUCAAGAAAGCUAACAACAACAAAGAAUGUCUCAUUCCUGUACAUGUAGACGGAGAUGGCCAUUGCCUUGUUCACGCUGUGUCCAGGGCUUUAGUGGGUCGUGAGCUUUUUUGGCAUGCGCUAAGAGAGAACCUCAAGCUCAGUUUCAAACAAAAUCUGGAUCGCUAUAAGGCUCUCUUUCAAGACUUUAUUGACACUGCAGAAUGGGAGGACAUCAUCAACGAGUGUGACCCUUUGUUCGUGCCUCCAGAAGGUGUCCCACUUGGAUUGAGGAACAUACAUAUUUUUGGGCUAGCCAAUGUCCUGCACCGUCCCAUAAUCCUGCUGGACUCUCUGAGUGGCAUGAGGAGCUCGGGUGACUACUCGGCCACAUUUCUGCCAGGUUUGGUGCCUGAGGAGCAAUGCAGAGGAAAGGAUGGCUCCCUCAACAAGCCUAUCUGCAUUGCUUGGAGCAGCUCUGGCAGGAAUCAUUAUCUCCCUCUAGUGGGUAUUAAGGGAAUGCCACUUCCAAAACUGCCUGCAGCACUGAUCCCCAAGGCUUGGGGAGUUCCACAGGAGCUUAUCUGUAGGUAUGUCAGUCUGGAAGCCUGUGGAGGCUGUGUCAUUGGGGGAGAUCGAAGCCUGCAAGAAAAAUACUUGCUCCGUUUAGUCAGUGCCAUGGAGGAUGUUUUUAUAGAGAAACAUGGCAUCCAUCCUGCACUUGUGGCUGAUGUUCAUCAAUAUGUUUACCGCCGAACAGGGGUAAUUGGCAUCCAACCUGAAGAGGUGACCGAGGCAGCAAAAAAAUUGGUGCAGGAGAAUCGUCUGCACCGCUGUCUGAUCUGCAAUGCACUGUCUGAACUCCAUGUUCCCACUGAGUGGCUAGUACCUGGUGGAAAACUUUACAACCUUGCUAAGUCUACUCAUGGCACUCUCCGGGGAGAUAAGAACUACACCUUCCCAUUGAAUAAUGUGGUAUGUUCCUACUGCCCUCAGAGGGAUGCACUGGUUCCUGACUACAAACUCAGUUCACUGUCCACCUGCACCUGGUGCCACAGGAACUCUGCACGGCGUGUCCGUGGUGAUGGAUCUAUAGUGUACUUGAAUGGGGACCGUACCAACACACAUUCACAGGGUGGUAAGUGUGGUUGUGGCUUUAAGCAUUACUGGGAUGGAAAGGAAUAUGACAACUUGCCAGAGGCAUUCCCCAUUACCCUUGAGUGGGGUGGCCGUGUAGUCCGUGAGACUGUCUAUUGGUUCCAGUAUGAAUUAGAUGCAGCGCUGAACAGCAAUGUCUACAAUGUGGCAAUGUGUCUGGUCACUAAGCACUUCCCAGGAGAGUUUGGCAGUGAGAUUCUAGUGCAGAAGGUGGUGAACACUGUUCUGCACCAUACAGCAAAGAAGAACCCAGGGGAGUACCAACCAGUGACCAUAGAGGGUGCUCACAUGCAGGGGCAAGGGGGUGGACAGGUGGUGGAGUGGGAUGCAAACCCUCCUCAAAAGAUUAUAUUGACAGGUCAGAAGGGCCGUACGUUACAUAAAGAGGAACUGGUGAUGAGCCAAGCAGAGAGGAGUCUGCAACAUAAGAUUAGUGAGCAGGCAGCUCUGUCCCAACGCAGACGUACACAACGCCAGCAAAUGCAAGACCAGAGUGCAGAGCCUCGCUCUGCCUCCCCUGCCCCUUUCUCCUCAGCUCCACCCACACCCACUAAAGGCCUGACUGCUAUUGGGCAGAAGAAGAUCCGGGUGACAACCAGUGAUGGGCGGCAGGCAACGCUGCAGCUGCAAGCCCAUAAUACCUAUGCAGAUUUGCAGGAGGCCAUCACCCAAGCUUUCAACCUCCAGCCCCACCAACAGUGCAUCCGGCACGGCUUUCCUCCUCGAGAACUCCCACCACCACCCCCUGAGCAUCAGGACCUGCCUGUCGCCCUGCAGCAUGGAGACCGCAUCACUGUGGAAGUGCUCAAGGAGAGUGUCCCAGACACACAAAUAAAUACUCCUACCCUGAUGGAACCUUGGCUCAGCAGAACCAGCAGUCGAGAGAUACAGGACAAUGUUGAUCUGGAGAUGUCAUCACUCUGUCUCCUUGCAACACUUAUGGGUGAGGAUGUCUGGUCAUAUGCUAAGAAGUUACCUCAUCUGUUUCAGCAAGGAGGAGUCUUUUAUAACAUUGUAAAAAAAGAUAUGGGUCUGUUGGACGGGAAGCACUGCACUCUGCCACACUUGACUGGUAAGACAUUUGUGUUCAACGCAGCAGAGGAACGUUUGGAGCUGUGUGUGGAUACUGCUGGCCACUUCCCAGUGGGCCCUAAUGUGGAAGAAAUUAUCCAAGAUGCACUCUCCCAACUGUGUUCUGAGGCUCCCUCUCGCAACCGUGAGGGAAGCCCUGCUCAUGGCCUAAAACUGGGCAGUGGAGGGGUGGUGCGCAAGAAGGAGCAGACUAUUACUGCUUUCCAGGGCAAGGGUCACUCACUGGGUUCCACCUCACAUGACCACCAGCCACUCAGCCAAGAGCACAGCAAUGGAGUAGACUUGAGUGGCAGUGUCCAGGGGGAGGGGCUAGCACAGUCAAGGGAGGAGUUGGUGCGUGUGGCUCCAGGCGUGCUCACUCUGCGUGAAGGAUGUCGAGAAGUAGAAUUAGAGCCCACAGCAAUUGAGGCUCAGCGGCGCCGCCUACAGGAAAUGGUUUCAAAUAUACAGGCCUCUAUGGACAAACACUUACGGCAGCAGAUGACAUCUAGCACCAUUACUAAGCAAGAUGAGAAGGAGAAAGAUCUAGAUGAGCAAGAUGAAAUAAAGAGCCAGGGGCCAGACUCUCCAAGUAUCUCUGAGCCCAUGGACCAGUCUUUAUGAUGUGCUCUUUUAUGUACACAUUCACACCCAUUUACUCACACAGCGAUCCUAUUAACCCGUAACUAUAUGUGCAGUUCUCAAAUGCAUUCCUGUGUAAUUGUCAUAAAGAGAUUGGAGCUGAGCAAAGGUGCUGGUAAAAAUGUACUUUUUCCAUAUAUUUCAGCACACACACUUAACACUCAUGCUUUACAUAGACACUUAAGCCAGGAGCGCACAGUAACGCUGAAAGGUUGUGUGUACUGACUGUGUGUUCGAACCAAGUGCAUCUGAUGUUCAAUGCACAAAGCCUUCUGUAGCUGUUUAUACUCCCAAACUAGCUCCAAAAUGCAUCUACCCAGCCUCAGUUAUAGAUAGUGGGGUGUUUUUGUUAGUUGUGAAAACAAAGGGACUCCUAAUUGUCUUAAUGUAGUUCAGAUGCAUCCUUCAAAGGUAAUGCAGUGCUGUUCAGAUUUUUCAUCUGGCUAUAUGCGCGUUUUGCCCAGUGAUACUAUUGGUAGGAUAUGAUCUAUACCUCUGUGAACGGUGUUCUUUUCUUCUUCAGAUUAAGCCAUGUGUGGAUUAAAUGAAAGGUGUCAAUAGGAACUCUCCACUGGAUACCACCACUUAACUGUUUUUGUGAGCAGGUUAGAACUGCUGGUUUUUGGUAUUCAAAAAGUCAGAAUGACAGAAAAAAUGUUGACAAAAAUAAAUUGAAGGAAUUAAUUUAAUUUUGACACGCAAUGCUAUGUUUGUCAUGCUGCUGUAAUAGCAAGUAAGACAUUUAAAUGUUAAUGUAUCCCAGAGAAUCUAGUCCUCUGAAUUACCGUAGUAACACUAAAAAUUGAAGAAUUGCUUUAGGUUUAAUUUGAGACUGAUAAUGCUCAUACAGUUUAAUACAUCUUUACUAAAGCUUUUUAAUUUCCAUUUUGGAAUACAGUGUGUAGUGGCCAGAGACUUGCUAAGAAGUAAGUGUUUUGCUGUAGCCACUGAUUCUUGUAGUUAAGUUGAGUGUAAGUAUUUGCUGAAUAGCCUGUUUCUGGUGUGACCACUACCCUGCAUUCUUGUCUGAUCAGUUGAACCUUACAAAAAAUUUGCGUAUUUCAUUUCUCCAGGAUGAGUAAAGCUGUGCACUGUAUGGAUCUGCUGGUUUGAUAGGGAGAUUGGAUAACAACCUGAGCAAAGCUUUACUUCUGGAUGGUUAAGACAGGUCUGAUAGAGAGGACAGUUUUUGCUAGUGGUGGUCUUGUACAUAUGCUGCCAUUGUCCAUGCACAUCCACACAGCCUUAACAGUCACCAAGUUUUACCUACAGCCCACAGUAUAUGCUCUUAGCGAUAGUUUAGUUUUCUUCUUUCACCACAGUGAGAUUUUUUUAAAUCAUCUUGUGGAAUUCUAGAAUGCUUUUGAUUAUACCUCAGGUGAAGGUAGCUCAGACAACUCCUGUUCAUUUAUGUUUAAAUUUAUUCCCCAAAAUUCUCUAAAAUUUGGCUUUGCACAGUUUUUUUUAGAAGAUGCAAGGCUGUUUGUCCUUUUUAACCCUUUCAAGUGUCAGUCAUUCAUGUAAAUAAAACCUCAUACAGAGCAUGCCUCUCUGAGUCGGGGUGAGCAGUGGGAUGGGUUUACUGCAGAAUGGAGUGUAGCCUUGAAUAUGGACCCUGGUUUAGGCAUUUCCAGUUUGAUAAACAAGACACUUGAGUUUUUUUUUUUUAAUGAAGAACUAGAACAAAAAUCAUGAGCUAAGUAACUCAGUUUUAUUGCGUGAUGGGUUUUGACUAUAUACAGAGUUGUCAUGAAAAUAAUUCAUUAUACAGGGUUAGUCAAAAUUAUGUUAACACCAGUGGAUUAUUUUUCUCCUGCAGCUAGAUGUAUGCCAUGAGUGACAGAUUAAAUGGUACUGCUGCUCGCUGAUUUUUGUGUUGAACACGAUGGCAAACAGGUUGAGACCGUGCUAUAAAUCAUUUUGUGAAUAAACACUUAACUACCAUUUAAGUGUUAACAUAAUUUUGACUAACCCUGUAUUUCUCUGUUGGAUCAUGAGAGAUGAAGUAUGUUUACUAUUCCUGAAUAUUGGUAAUAUGGCCAAAGUUAAGUUCUCUUUAGAAUUUAAAGAGAAUUGGUUAGUUUCCAUGUGCACAUGUAAUCUUUCUAAUGAGGUGAUGGCUUGUAAUAUAUACUAUAUAUAUAUAUAUAUAUAUAUAUAUAUAUAUAUAUAUAUAUAUAUAUAUUGUACUUUAUCCUGUACAUACAUUGUUUUUGAUUUGUUCCUUCUGUUUGCCAACAAAGUGGUCUGAAGAUCCCACACAACUAAAGAAUUUCCAGUUUGCAUGUGCAAUACAUUUUUUGGCCUAACAACAAAAUAAAGUUGCUGCAACACACUGUUA